This is a messenger RNA of Cariama cristata (Red-legged seriema), 561 nucleotides long. It is a transcript of the gene RPP25L, whose product is annotated as ribonuclease P/MRP 25kDa subunit-like. Lineage: Eukaryota; Metazoa; Chordata; Aves; Cariamiformes; Cariamidae. Gene Ontology annotation, biological process: tRNA 5'-leader removal. The transcript has a single exon. Gene Ontology annotation, molecular function: RNA binding. Gene Ontology annotation, cellular component: ribonuclease MRP complex. The coding region runs from base 1 to 561 and encodes 186 amino acids. The record is from RefSeq and is a predicted model, not a curated record.
AUGGAGAACUAUAAGAAGACCAAAAUUGUGGAGAAACCUUGUCCUCUUCCUUUUACUGACCUGCCGGCUGAUAUUAUUGAAAUGAAGGUGAAGGAUGGAAGCAAAAUCAGAAAUCUGAUGGGGUAUGCCAUCAGCAAGAUGGAGCUGGACUCAGUGAGGCAGAUCCUUUUCACUGGCUCAGGCAAGGCUGUCAGCAAGACCAUUACCUGUGUGGAAAUCAUGAAACGAAGGCUCAAAGAGCUGCACCAGAUCACCAAAGUGCUCUUCAAACAGAUUGAAGAGAUCUGGGAACCCAUUGUGCCUGAGGCAGGCCUCGAUGCCUUGACAGUAAAGAGAAACAUUCCUGCCAUAUGUGUCCUACUCAGCAAAGAUGCCCUUGAUCCUCAGGAGCCAGGUUACCAGGCUCCAGGCUCUUUUGAAGCCUUCUGGAUUGGGACUCUUAAGGCAGAGUCCCAGGGCCAAAUGAAGAGGAAGCAGGGUGGAGGCAGGGGAGCUGCCAGCAUGGAAAAGCACCCUCGGUCCGCUGGAGGAGCGCCUGGGGAGUCCUGUGCCAAGUCCUGA